AUGUCAGUGACAUCCGUGCCUUUGAGCUUUCCCACCGAGGCCUUGGAGAUUUCUCGUUCCGGCUGCUGUCGGUGGGCUCGAAGUGGCCAAGAACCGGUGCUCAUCACUGCGUUGUUGAAGAAACUUCGUGAGAGUGGUGUUUCCAUUGAUGAGGCAGCAAAAGCUUGUCACACCUCUGCACCGCCGGACAAACAUAAGGAAGCAAUGCGAUUCAUGGAACCGCUUGAUCAAGAACUUUUGAACUGUGUUUUGGCCAAAGCGCCUGCAACAAAUUCGGAUGCCUCUGAAGAGCUUGCCAAAGCCAAAGCCAAACUGGCUGAACAUGGUAUUGCAAUGUCCCCUUUGAAGAGGAAGGCAACUGAAGAUCCUGAGCCAGACUCGGAAAGAAGGGCAAAGCCCGCCAUGCCUAUUGCUGAGCCGGAGUCCCAAAUGGAAGCCGAAAAGCUCCUAAACGACCCUCAAAGAAAGCUGGAAACUCGUCCCAAAGGAGCCACAGAUGACCAUGUCACUGAAUGGCUGGCUACCUACAAGAACACGCCAGAGUUUAAAGGCAAGUAUCAAUUGCUUGUCAAGCAUGUACAGACCGUUCAGAAGCUUCUCAAAACUGAAGCCUCCAAGGACCAACUGGUCUCUGCUGCAAAAGAUUUCGGACUGGACCCGAAGCUGGCAUCCAGACUGUCGAUCAAGAAUUUGUCCACAGUGAUCGCGGUUGCACGGUUUCAAACUGCUUGA
This is a messenger RNA of Symbiodinium sp. CCMP2592, 732 nucleotides long. Lineage: Eukaryota; Dinophyceae; Suessiales; Symbiodiniaceae. The record is from the annotation of a GenBank genome assembly.